AAACCUUAAAAAAAAAAAGGGGGUGAUGAAAGGUAGGGUUUUAAGAUGUUAUAGAAAGAGGCUUAGCAGUUUCAAUUUGAGAGAGAGAGGCAAUGACUCGGCUGAGCUCGGAGCAGGUGUUGAAGGACAACAAUACCGCCGACCCAACUUCCGUUCUCACUCUUCACCUCACUCACAAAGCUCUUUCCGAUAUAACGUGCUUGGCCAACUUCAUCAACUUGGAGAAGCUUGACCUCAAGCUCAACAAUCUCACUUCACUUGAGGGGUUGAGAUCAUGUGUUAAUUUAAAGUGGUUAUCCGUUGUAGAAAACAAAUUAGAAAGCUUGGAAGGAAUUCGAGGACUUGCUAAGCUCACUGUGCUGAAUGCAGGAAAAAAUAAGCUUAAAUCUAUCGAUCCGGUCAUGUCACUUGUUAGCCUCCGAGCACUUAUUUUGAAUGAAAAUGAAAUUUCCUCUAUUUGCAAACUUGAUCAGCUGAAAGACUUGAACACACUUGUUCUGUCCAAAAAUCCUAUUAGUAAAAUUGGUGAGGCUCUGAUGAAGGUGAAAUCUGUCACAAAGCUUUCCCUUUCUUAUUGCCAGCUUCAGGAUAUUGGCAUUUCACUCAAGUCAUGUGUUGAGUUGAGUGAGCUCCGCCUUGCUCACAAUGAGAUUAAGUCUCUCCCAGAUGAAUUAAAGCUCAAUUCAAAGCUACGGAAUUUAGAUUUGGGGAAUAAUGUGAUCACGAGGUGGUCAGAAGUUAAGGUGCUCAAAUCGCUCACAAAUCUGAAAAAUCUUAAUCUCCAAGGAAAUCCUGUUUCCACAAUUGAUAAAAUUACAAGAAAGAUUAAGAAAGCACUGCCAAGACUACAGAUAUUCAAUGCUAGACCAGUAGAUAAAGAUACUGAGAAUAAGAAAGGUGGCGUAGUUGAUGGAACUGAUGAUUUUUCAGUAGAUGAGGCAAUUCAAAAUUUGAGAGACAGCACAAAAGAAAAGAAGAGUGCAAGAUUUCAGCCAACAGGUCAAAAUGAGGAUGAUCAUCUUGAAGCUGCUGAUGAUAUCGACUCGGAGAGAAAAUCAAGUAAGAAAAGGAAGAAAACUGUUGAUGUAUCCAAGAUGGAAGUCGGAGUUCUCAAGGAGGAAAAUAAAGGCCAUAAAAAGGACAAGGCAGAUAGAAAGAAAGAAAGUCUUAUAGUUAUUGUUGAUCCUGACAUAGAGAAUAAACCAACUAAGAAAAAGAUAAAAAAGGAUGACAAGCCCUUUGACAAGGGUGUGGCACUUGAGGAGAAUAUUAGUAAUGUUGAAAAGAAACUGAAGAAAAAAAGGAAGAAUGAGGAACAAAGUGAACUUGAUGUUAUUGAUGAUGGAGAAGCUUCAUUUGCAGAACUUUUUAAAAUCAAUGAUGCAGAAACUCUGAAUCGUGAUGAUGAAAUUAAAGCACAGGUUAAAGUGGCCAAGGAUGUGAAAUUGGUGGGUAGCACAGUAGGCUCAUUUGCCGAAGGUAAGAAUGCUAAGAUGCAGAAUAUGGAGUCUCUAUCAUCUUCAGUGGCAGAAAUAGGAAUGGGAGGGCCAUCAACAUGGGGUGAUGACUGAUAAUAUCUGGACAUAUGUUGAUGCAUCAAAUCUUGACUAAAAGGAGUUGAGAACUAAUUUUGAGUCUGAAUACUGUCAGAUUUCUCAUUGCAUUCACCUGUAUUCAAGCUGAGCUCCUCAGCUAUUUACUGUUUCAGAAUUCCAGGGUAAUUUUGUUAUGUUUUAAGCUGUUUCCAUUCACAUUUUUUUUAUGGAGUUGUUGAAACCAGUUAAAAUAAUUUUAUUGAUCUGCUAUUAUGUUUUACACA
Cajanus cajan (pigeon pea) is the source of this 1819-nucleotide messenger RNA. RefSeq names its product Leucine-rich repeat (LRR) family protein. Gene Ontology annotation, molecular function: protein binding. The record is from RefSeq and is a predicted model, not a curated record. Lineage: Eukaryota; Viridiplantae; Streptophyta; Magnoliopsida; Fabales; Fabaceae.